Maylandia zebra (zebra mbuna) is the source of this 1947-nucleotide messenger RNA. NCBI's taxonomy places the organism in Eukaryota, Metazoa, Chordata, Actinopteri, Cichliformes, Cichlidae. The record is from RefSeq and is a predicted model, not a curated record.
GUCCCUGAUAUUACACUUUAGUAGCAGUCGUGCAUAUUCACUUAGCCGCUCUGCUGUGGUUAAGUAAGUACUCAGUGGACCACAUGUAACAUUCAUUUUUUUCCAGCAUUAAUAUUACGUUUUCUUCUUUUGCUACAUAUUUCCAGACCUAUAAGCUGAAUGUAACACUGGCUCUUAAAGUGAAAACCAGCUUCUCAUUACAAAAACAGUGAUUUUUCUAAAUGUUAAAACAGCAGGAUGCAUUCAAACAGGUUAAACAUUUGGAGAUCCCUGUGAUUAAGUUUAUUUUUAUGGCAUUUGGUAUAACUUGCAGUGCUGAAAUGAAUAAAAAUGAAUCGUAAGAAUAUCUUGAACAGUUUGAGCUGUUUAAGGCAGAAACAAGGUGUGAACAGUAUGGCCUCUGCUGUAGCCGGUUUGUCAGAGGGUGUCUUGGGUUCAUAAUGUCUCUCCUCGGUCGGGACCACUUUCAUCCCCUAUAGAGCUGUGAUCUUCAUGUCAACGCUUUCCCGGAUACUCCUGAUUAACUCCUUCAUGUUCAGAAAAUGAAUGAACUGCCCAUCCCUGAUCCCCUUUCGAGCUUUUCUCCGGCUGGCGGGCUGUCGCAUCCUCUUCUUGCGCAGAGCUGCAUGGCAACGGGAGGAGGAGGCAGCUCGGGAUGAAGGAGGGUACCAGCGUCCCACGUGUCCUCCUCACCGCAGACCCAACGCAUUGCUCUUCGGUUUCCCAUCCCUUCGUUUCCGCAUACUGCAGAUUCGCAUAUACACACACAUACAACCUCAUCCAUACACCCAUACGCACCCGCGCAGGCUUGCGGAGCUAUGAUUCCGCGGUGCGCACUCUCCCGUUCCACACUAUUUCUAAACUGAUCACUCUCUAGGCCUGUAUCCAUCAUCUCCGACAAAGGCCUGUCACUUCUUUUUUUCAUCAUUCUGAUAUGCAAAUCCAAAUUCUCUGUAGCAGUGUUGACCGGAGCUGAGAGGGCGAGUGAUAGAGAGGGGGAGAGAUGAGAGGAGGCACAUCGUCAGAUGUUUAGUAGAUUGAUUUUGGAUCCUCGCCAUCAUUUGUGUGAUUUUUUUUAGUCUUUUCUUCACUCCGUCUGCCGGGUUCGUGACAUCCUGCGGCUCUCCAUGCUGUAAUCCGGGGGAAUAUGUGAAGAUCAUGCUGGCGGUGUGGUGCUUCACGGUCUUUGCUGCAGUGGGCGAGAGGCUUGCAGUCUCAGGUGUUGACAGGAACCUGGAGCAGGAUGGAAGCAUGUGGGACUGGUUUGCCCCAGUGGGCCGGGCGGAGAGUGGGGACACUGCAACCGAGAUCAUUUAUCCAAAGCGCCUCGUACAGCAAAUCAAGUCAGAAGAAGAAAUGGCUCAUGACUACUUGGGUACCAGGGUGAAGAAUAGCACCGGGGACACCUUGCCUGUCCACUUGGCCCAGAGCUGUUUCCAAGUAGAAGCCUUUGGACGCACCUUCACUUUAGACCUGGAAUUAAAUCACCAUCUUCUGUCUUCAGAUUAUGUAGAACGGCACUUUAACCAGGAUGGCAGUCCCUUUCAGUCUGUGGGAGGGGAACACUGCUACUAUCAGGGAAGGUUAAGAGGUUUACCAGAGUCCUGGGCAGCUGUCUCCACAUGCCAUGGCUUGUGUGGCAUGUUCUCUGAUGGCUUCUUCUCUUACGGUAUUGAGCCCUUUCACAAUGACAGCAAUCAGUAUGAUGGUGCUCACCUAAUACGCAGGAUGCCUGAUAUCAGACUUCCGGCCCAUUGUCCAGACUGUACAGAGGACAGUGAGUGGGAUGGCAGAGGAGGUGAUGGUGAUGAUGAUGACAGACCGGACCAAGUGAGGGAGCAGCAGGCGUCUGGGGGUCUGCGACGGUCCAAGCGAAGUGUUCGCAAGCCCUCUGUGCAGACUGAGACCAAAUAUAUUGAGCUGAUGGUGGUCAAUGACAAUGAUAUG